Messenger RNA from Nerophis lumbriciformis (worm pipefish), 5468 nucleotides. Its product is annotated as SH3 domain-binding protein 4. Gene Ontology annotation, molecular function: protein binding. Gene Ontology annotation, cellular component: cytoplasm. Lineage: Eukaryota; Metazoa; Chordata; Actinopteri; Syngnathiformes; Syngnathidae. The record is from RefSeq and is a predicted model, not a curated record.
GGGCUGUACCCGCCGGAGCUCCUCCCCGCCUCGGUGACAUCAGCCGGGCUGGCCGCGGGCCUGGCGGGGCUCAGGCGGGGCUCGGGCGGCCACUCAGCCUCCAGCGGGCUUCGGCGGGCAGGCGGGCUUCUCACGACGGCGGCUGCUCGGCUUCAGGGCGCCCGGCUGGCGGUGAGACACGUGAGCCGUGCGGCGGUUGGAGGAGAAAUGAGGGGAGGCUGCUGACGUGCCACCAUAGAAGCCACUCGAGCGAGGAGGAGGAGCAAGUCCCAACAUGGCCGCCCAUCGGAUCAGAGCCUCGGCCAAUAACAACGCUUCGCUCCCUCGCUGCAAGUCCGAGGGGACGCUCAUUGACCUCAGCGAGGGGGUGUCCGAGUCCAGUCUGAUUGAUGUCAAAGUGCCUUCUCCCAGUGCCUUACGUCUGGAUGCCACCGCCUCCUUCGGCACCGCCAGGGAGGUGGUUGCUAUCAAGGACUACUGUCCGUCCAGCUUCACCACCCUGAAGUUCUCCAAAGGGGACCGCCUCUACGUUCUGGACACGUCGGGAGGCGAGUGGUGGUACGCCCACAACAACACGGAGAUGGGCUACAUCCCGGCCGCGUACGUGGAGCCCAUCAACUUCAGAGACUCGUCCUUCAGCGACAGCGGGAUGAUCGACGGCAAAGAGGAGGCGGCUACAGAAAUGGACCUUCUUGGAGAAUGGGCCGGCGUGAUUCUGAAGCCGACCACCUUCCAUAAUGGAAAUCCUUUCAACACAACACACACCUCGACCAACCCUUUCCUUCACGCGGGUCCUCGGGGCUCCUUGGACCAGAACAGCAAUCAGAAAUCAGUUGAUCUUCUUCUCUUCGACACUCCAUCAGCGCCAGAGUCCACGAGCUGCAUCAAUGGAUUUGGCAGCAGCGUUUUUAACCCUCUAAGUCCCACAGUUGGGACGGGGCAAUCCCUGCGAAGAGACAACCCCUUCUUUAGAAGCAAGCGGUCCUACAGUCUGUCGGACAUGUCCAUCCUGCAGGCGCAGUCAGACAGCCCUCAAAUGUCCAGCAGUUUCUUCAGCAACCUGAAAGCGCCGGCGCCAGAGCAGUUCCAGAGUAGGGAGGACUUCCGGGCUGCUUGGCUUACUCACCGCAAGCUAGCCAGGUCCUGCCACGACUUGGACUCACUGGGUCAAAACCCGGGCUGGGGUCAAACCCAACCGGUGGAGACCAACAUUGUCUGCCGGUUGGACAGUUCAGGAGGUGCGGUUCAGCUUCCGGACACCAACAUCAGUGUCCACAUCCCUGAGGGCCACGUAGCAGAGGGCGACACCCAGCAGAUCUCCAUCAAAGCGCUGCUUGACCCGCCGCUGGAGCUGAACAACGACCGCUGCAGCACCUCCAGCCCCGUGGUAGAGCUCAAGCUCAGCAACAUGGAGACCAAAACUGCCAUCACCGUGGAGAUGAAAGUAUCUGUUGCGGUCAAAGCUGAGAACAAGGAGACCACAGACAUCCUGUGUGUCAGGAGUGACUGUAAAGAGGGGCCCUACAGGUGCAUUCCACACACUUACCUGUACGGGGAUACAGUCCAAGUGUCCCUGGACAACCUGGAGCCGUGCAUGUACGUGUGUGUGGUGGCACAAUCUCAGACCACCUCUCCAGACUCCACAGUGUGGGAUCACGUUGUCAAAAAAAUGACUCUAGGCGUGUACGGCCCCAAACACAUCCACCCCUCUUUCAAAACAGUCGUCGCCAUGUUCGGUCACGAUUGUGCUCCAAAGUCUCUGUUAGUGAGCGAGGUGGGAAAGCAGGCCAAGGCGGCACCACCUGUGGCGCUCCAGCUGUGGGGGAAGCACCAGUUUGUCCUGUCCAGAACGCAGGACCUGCGCGUGGGGGUGUACUCCAACAUGGCCAACUACCAAGUGAAAGCCAGCGAGCAGGCCAGGGUGGUGCGUGGCUUCCAGAUCAAACUGGGCAAAGUAAGCCGGCUGGUCUUUCUUAUCACCUCACGCAACGCGGCAGAUGUUUCCGACUUCACCUUGAGGAUCCAGGUCAAAGACCACCUGGAUGUCAUCCUGGCACAGUUUUGUGUGCAGACCCCGCCGCCACCGCCCAAAACGGGGCCAAAGACGUCCAUGCAGCGUCGCUUCCUCAAAAAGAAGGAGGUGGGCAAGAUCGUCUUGUCCCCGCUGGCCGUGGCCACCAAGUACCCGGUGUUCCAGGACAGGAGAAUAAACAACCUGAAGUUUGGAAAGCUGAUCAAGACGGUCAUCAGACAGACCAAGAACAGCUACCUGCUGGAGUACAAGAAAGGAGACUUUGUCGCUCUGCUAAGUGAGGAGAAGAUCAAGCUGAAGGGCCAAUUGUGGACCAAAGAAUGGUACAUUGGAUACUACCAGGGCCGGGUGGGACUGAUCCACACAAAGAACGUGCUGGUGGUCGGCAAAGUCAAGCCCAUUUACUUCACCGGGCCGGAGCUGACCACGUCCUUGUUGCUGGAGCAGGUACUGAGGCCCUGCAAGUUCUUAACCUACAUCUACGCCUCCGUCAGGACCAUCCUCAUGGAGAACAUCGGCAACUGGCGAGCGUUCGCCGACGCCCUCGGGUACGAGAACCUGCCCCUGACGCACUUCUGCCGAGCGGAGCUGGACAGCGAACCUGAGCGGGUGGCGUGUGUACUGGAGACGCUGAAGGAGGACUGCAACAACGCAGACAGCAAGGAACGCAAGUCCUUCCAAAAGGAACUGUUGACGGCGCUCUUGAAGCUGGACUGUCAGGGUCUGGUGGCCCGGCUUGUCAUGGACUUCGUCCUGCUGACCACAGCGGUGGAGGUGGCGGGCCGUUGGCGGGAGCUGGCAGAGAGGCUGGCCAAAGUCUCCCGCCAGCAGAUGGACGCUUACGAGGCGCCGCACCGCGACAGGAACGGCGUGGUGGACAGCGAGGCCAUGUGGAAACCGGCGUACGACUUCCUGGUCACGUGGGCGGCGCAGAUCGGCGACAGUUACCGCGACGUGAUCCAGGACCUUCACCUGGGCCUGGACAAGAUGAAGAGUCCCAUCACCAAACGCUGGAAGCACCUGACCGGGACGCUCAUCCUGGUCAACUGCCUGGACGCCCUGCGGAGCUCCGCCUUCAGCCCCACAGCCCAGGACGACUAUGCCAUCUGAGCUAGCCCCCUAAAAACACCACCAGCCUGUGCCUCCUGGUGCCCCGUACACCGCCGGUAGUAUUCGCCUUUUCUAGUCGUCCCGCAGCGUGGUGUAUUUUCUAUGUCCUGGCGGCACACCUUCUUGGUUCCAAACUGUGGGCAGAGACACGUGAGUUCAACUGUGUCUUCUAUUUAUUGACUUCCUGUGCUAAUUUAUUCUUUCUGUGAGCUAUCAGGGGGACCCUAAAGUCUGGACAUAAAAUACACACAUUCAUCCAAGAAAUUUACCUUUUUUUUUUUAAAUUAAUUACUACAUAAAUCAUUACCAUUAUAAAUAAUGUAUUAUAUAUAUUUACUUAAUGUUUUUAUCAUUUUACCAGCUUAGGUCUUUCCCGUUUAAGUUGUUGCACUUAUUAGUGCCUGUUUAAGUUGACAUUUCUAUGAAAAAUGGUCCGUUAUAUUAUUAUUAUUAUUAUUGUUAUCAUUAAUAUAAGCAACAUAACUACUGUCUACUUACAACGCAUUAAAACUUCCUGUUUAAUGCAAUGUAAGCUUCAAAAUAAAAGCAUGGCAGUGUUAACUUGGAUUCAACCACAGCAACCAACAAAAUACACACUUUUUGUUAAUGUAAUUAACCACCAGAAUAAGAAUUCAUUUUAUAACAAAGGAUUUGAUUAGAAAUAUUCAUACUGUAUUUUCCGGACUAUAGAGUGAAGUGAUUUAUAUUUAUGUAGCGCUUUUUUCUAGAGACUCAAAACGGUUUACCUAGUAAAACCCUUUAUCUACACGGUAUAUAAGCCGCACCCGCUACAUUUAAAAAACAACAACACAAUUUUUCCAUAUAUUAGCCGCACCGGGAUAUAAACCGCAGGUAUGAGUUAUUUACACAUAAAUAUUCUGUAAAUGUUUAUUUACAUACCUUAAUUGUUUCCAAACGGUGUCUGUAACACGGCAGUAAAACGGCUGAUCAAACAAAACAGAAGUCAUCGUCAUGGACCCACUAGCUACAGAAGCUAACUCUCCAAUCAGCUAAACAGACUCAAUAACUCCACGGUGACAUUUUAGUUAAUUUGUGAAACUGAAACAAUACAAAAAGAACGCCAUUGGAAAUGAAUAAUACUAACACGUGUUAGCAUACCAGCUAAUGCUAACGACAAAUAUGCAUGAAAACACUCCUACAGGCAUCUCACAUGGGACGGUUUAGUAAGUAAGAAUUGUUUUGGUUAUAUUGUAAAACUUACCGUAUUGUUCGGAGUAUAAGUCGCUCCGAACAAAAAUGCAUAAUAAAGAAGGUAAAAAACAUAUAUAAGUUGCACUGGAGUAUAAGUCGCAUUUUUGGGGGAAAUGUAUUUGAUAAAACCCAACACCAAGAAUAGACAUUUGAAAGGCAAUUUAAAAUAAAUAAAGAAUAGUGAACAACAGGCUGAAUAAGUGUACGUUAUAUGAGGCAUAAAUAACCAACUGAGAACGUGCCUGGUAUGUUAACGUAACAUAUUAUGGUAAGAGUCAUUCAAAUAACUAUAACAUAUAGAACAUGCUAUACGUUUACCAAACAAUCUGUCACUCCUAAUCGCUAAAUCCCAUGAAAUCUUAUACGUCCAGUCUCUUACGUGAAUGAGCUAAAUAAUAUUAUUUGAUAUUUUACAGUAAUGUGUUAAUAAUUUCACACAUAAGUCGCUCCAGAGUAUAAGUCGCACCCCCGGCCAAACUAUGAAAAAAACUGCGACUUAUAGUCCGAAAAAUACGGUACAAACAAUUGUAUAAUCCAUACAAGUAAAAACGCUAUGGACGGCACGUGUACUUCCGGUUGAAGGCACUGCAGCACCUGCAGUGAGCAAACUCGUCCAAAAUACGGCCCCAUAGCACAAACCAAAACACACAUUUUGUUGCUUUUUUAAAAAAAAACGAUUUGCAUUACGGCCGUCAGUGAAGAGAAAUUCAUAAAUUAGCUGCACCGUUUUAUAAUCCGCAGGUGUAGGAAAAAAUGAGCGGCUCAUAGUCCGGAAUGUACAGUAAAUAAAUGUAAACAACAGUUCAUUUUGUAUACUUUGAGCAGGUUAGUGUCCACACUUUAGGGACACCCCCCCGUCCAACCAGCAAACGUUCCCAACCAGCCCGUCUUUUGGAUGUUUCUAGAACAAUUCAAAAGCUCAGGUCCACUCCUUGGCUCGUUUUUAGGCGGAACCACUCAAGAAACGCUCUCGGGAUUUCACCACGUGGACUUUUUUUUUUUUUUUGUCCGUCUUUUAAUCAGCACCUGCCAAAAAGGCGCCCGACGUCAUGUGACCCGGCAGCGUCUGUUCACUGUGGUCCCGAGUAAUAAAGUGUCAAUAUUUGCACCGUCA